This is a messenger RNA of Parnassius apollo (apollo), 405 nucleotides long. NCBI's taxonomy places the organism in Eukaryota, Metazoa, Arthropoda, Insecta, Lepidoptera, Papilionidae. The record is from the annotation of a GenBank genome assembly.
AUGCAUUACUUUUUUUUUCCGGUGACAAAGAAUCGUGUGAAAAUUAAACCAAUGAUAAAAUGUGGCGGGUGUAAGACGUUUCAAGGAUUACGAAAGCUUUUGGAAAAGUUAAAGUCAACGUAUCUGCCGCUCAAUACGACCCCCUACCUGUUGCGGCGCCGCGACAUCCCGCACGGCAUUCUCAAACUGUUACGUGCCCUAACGUGGACUACAUACUUACCGGAAGAGCCUGCUUGGCCGUCGGUCGCUGCGCCCGUGUAUUUCCUAACAACUUUUACUACAGUUGAAAACAGUUUGAGGCCUGUUCGCAGAUGUUGGGUUCAACUACAUUACUCCUCGGAUACGAUCGGGAGCGAGCACCAAACAAGACGUUCGUCCGCUGAGCCGUCCGGAGGCACAGUGUGA